UGUUUGGACUCAGUGAAAGUACACUUUGUUCCAGGAGAAUUGCCAUAUGAAAGCCUAGAAUAUAUAUUGAGUUCUCCCAAGAAGGGGGGAAUGAUCGCGUUCUGGGACAGUGAGUGCUGACUUGGUGCUGAAUGAAUGAUCGUCAUGUGCUCCUUUGCUUGCAGGCUCGCUUCUCGUAUGUGCGGAUGAAAUAUCUUUUCUUUUCCUGGUUGGUGGUUUUUGUUGGAAGCUGGAUUAUAUAUGUACAAUACUCUACAUACACAGAACUAUGCAGAGGAAAGGACUGUAAGAAAAUAAUAUGUGACAAGUACAAGACCGGAGUUAUUGACGGGCCCGCAUGUAACAGCCUCUGUGUUACAGAAACUCUUUACUUUGGAAAGUGUUUAUCCACCAAGCCCAGCAAUCAGAUGUACUUAGGAAUUUGGGAUAACCUACCAGGUGUUGUGAAAUGUCAAAUGGAACAAAAACUUCAUCUUGAUUUUGGAACUGAAUUGGAACCCAGAAAAGAAAUAGUGUUAUUUGAUAAGCCAACCAGGGGAACUACUGUACAGAAAUUCAAAGAAAUGGUCUACAGCCUCUUUAAAGCCAAGUUAGGGGACCAAGGUAACCUCUCUGAACUGGUUAAUCUCAUCUUGACAGUGGCUGAUGGAGACAAAGAUGGCCAGGUUUCCUUGGGAGAAGCAAAGUCAGCAUGGGCACUUCUUCAAUUAAAUGAAUUUCUCCUUAUGGUGAUACUUCAAGAUAAAGAACACACCCCCAAACUGAUGGGAUUCUGCGGUGAUCUCUAUGUGACGGAAAGUGUUGAAUAUACCUCUCUCUAUGGACUAAGCCUUCCGUGGGUCAUAGAGCUUUUCAUUCCAUCGGGGUUCAGAAGAAGCAUGGAUCAGCUGUUCACACCGUCAUGGCCCAGGAAGGCUAAAAUAGCCAUCGGACUUCUAGAAUUCGUGGAAGACGUCUUCCACGGCCCCUACGGGAACUUCCUCAUGUGUGACACCAGUGCCAGAACCCUAGGAUAUAACAGUAGGUACGAUUUGAAAAUGCUGGACAUGAGGAAAAUUGUGCCAGAGACAAACCUGAAAGAACUCAUCAAGGACCGUCACUGUGAGUCUGACCUGGACUGUGUCUACGGCACAGAUUGUCGAACUAGCUGUGAUCAGAGUACAAUGAAGUGUACUUCAGAAGUCAUACAACCAAACUUGGCAAAAGCCUGUCAGUUGCUCAAAGACUACUUACUGCGUGGUGCUCCCAGCGAGAUUCGUGAAGAACUAGAAAAGCAGCUGUAUUCUUGCAUUGCUCUCAAAGUCACAGCACACCAAAUGGAAAUGGAACAUUCGUUGAUACUAAAUAACCUGAAAACAUUACUGUGGAAGAAAAUUUCCUACACAAAUGACUCUUAGUUCAUUUGGACAUUGUGACCAUUUUAAGAAACCGAGCCCUUCGAAGGAAAAUCUUGAGCAUUUUUUAAAACGGCUCCUGAUUUAAAUCCCUGCCAGUUACACAAAACUCCUUUCCCCAGGUCCUAAGAAGCCAUCGUCUUGAAACACAUGUUGACUACAGAAGUAACGGCUGGAGGUACAGAAUCAAAAGAUCCAAACAUUUCAUUCCUACCCUUUUAGAAGUCCUGGUACAUUUCCUGCUAAAUUCACUGUGUAACUAUUUUGACUAAUGACUUAAAAUAAUGCUGUGAAAAGCUUCAUUCCAUAAACAUCAACAGUGAGCGUAUUUUGUAGAUUUUGUUAGCCAGAAUACCAGUGCUGGAAACAUUGUUUGCAUCAAAGCUGCUGUUUAAAAAAGAAAAUUUAUACAUAAAUUUACUAAUGUCUUAGCAUGGUAAAGUUUGCACAGUAACAGAAAUUAAGACUGCAAAAACAGGUAAAUUAAAAUUACUCCUUUAUAAACAAAUGUUGGGUUAAUAGCAUGGUUUCUUGUAUUAUACACAUUUAACUCAUUCAGACAAAUUUUAUGUGGCUUCAAAGUGUUGAAUGGCUCUUACUGAGCCUCUUAGAAUUUAACCCCAUCAGGACGUGUCCUACUUGGCAGUUUAUGUAACGGCCGGUCUGAGAGGCUGAACACAGACAAGCUUCCACCAUCCUGGACUCGGGGGGGUCUCAGUGUCCAGCCAGCCAACUGUCCUUCAAAACGCUUCCCUUUAGGCCACUGACCCAAUGCAGAUCCACCCACCUUGAAUUUGAGCUGAGAAAGUGGGACAUUGAGAGCAGGGCUCUGAAAUCAUACAACUUGAUAGUAAUUUUCCAUUUCAAACAGUACUUCCUAUUGGCCAAAGGGCUAUUUAAGAGGCAUGUAAAUUUAUCCACCUAACAACACCUUUUCUCAUAUAAAUGCCAUAUACAAGGAUUAAUAUUUGCUCCUUUCAUGUUUAUUCAAAUUUGGCAUGUGCCUUGCAACAACUCCAUAAACUGCAAACACCCCGUGAGAAAAAAACACAGUAUUUUCUGCUUAAAGAGUUCACCGAGGUAAAGUGAAUAUAUGUAAAAUUACGACCUACACUGGACGACUUUCUCUCAAAAAUUAAAACUAUGGAUUAACACCAGUUUUGCUCACUUUAAAGCUGUAUACUUUGAAGGUACUUUCUCUUCCCGCUCAUCUGUGGUUACAAUAAAUGAAUGGGAG
Messenger RNA from Vicugna pacos (alpaca), 2631 nucleotides. The record is from RefSeq and is a predicted model, not a curated record. Lineage: Eukaryota; Metazoa; Chordata; Mammalia; Artiodactyla; Camelidae.